AUGGCAUGGACGUGUCAGCUUUCCCUAUUGACCCAGCAAAGAACAUUCAUGAAUCGAAACUUUGCCAUUCCGCAGAAAAAGGCAAGGAUGGAGGUGAUGGUAAUGAAAGCCACUUAG
This is a messenger RNA of Fusarium odoratissimum NRRL 54006, 117 nucleotides long. RefSeq lists its product as uncharacterized. Bases 1 to 117 code for a protein of 38 amino acids. The record is from RefSeq and is a predicted model, not a curated record. NCBI's taxonomy places the organism in Eukaryota, Fungi, Ascomycota, Sordariomycetes, Hypocreales, Nectriaceae. The transcript has a single exon.